Telopea speciosissima is the source of this 972-nucleotide messenger RNA. RefSeq names its product OPA3-like protein. Bases 263 to 775 code for a protein of 170 amino acids. Gene Ontology annotation, biological process: regulation of lipid metabolic process. Lineage: Eukaryota; Viridiplantae; Streptophyta; Magnoliopsida; Proteales; Proteaceae. Gene Ontology annotation, cellular component: mitochondrion. The transcript is spliced from 4 exons. The record is from RefSeq and is a predicted model, not a curated record.
GGGCGUUCUAGAAUCUUUCCCUAUUGUAGUGAUGAUGGUCAAGGCUAAUUACGCCGAAGCACCCUCGUUAGCAGAUGCGAUGCCGUGAUCGUCUCUUCUAUACUUUUCUUCUUUAGCAAGAAAAUCCUCUUUCAAAUUGGACGCACAACGGUCGCCUACUCUAUUCUCUCAUCAGUUUAACGCUAUCUUUAUUGGGUUCAUAGAGUCCAACGAUCGUACAGUUGGUGCGCAUUUGAUUCGAAAGCCUGCAAACACUGCAGUUAUGGUGCUUCCUCUGGUGAAGCUCGGGACCCUCGCCCUGAAGACACUGUGCAAACCAAUAGCCGGUAGGCUUAAGAAAGAGGCCGGAUUGCAUCCCAGGUUCCGCCAGUUGAUUAUCAACUUUGCCCAGGCUAAUCAUCGGUUCCAAACAAACGUCCAAAGGCGCAUCUAUGGUCAUGCAACUGAUGUUGCAAUCCGCCCUUUGAAUGAGGAGAAAGCUGUUCAAGCUGCUGCUGAUCUUCUUGGGGAACUAUUUGUGUUUUCGGUUGCGGGAGCCGCUGUGAUCUUUGAGGUGCAAAGAAGUUCAAGAUCAGAAGCUAGAAAGGAGGAACUACGCAAGCAGGAACUAGAGGCAUUUAAGCAGAAGGAUGAAGAGUUGGCUAGGGAAGUUGAACUUCUGAAGCAUAGACUAGAAGAGCUGGAGCGUCUUGCAAGGGGACGAGGACUGAGUGGUCUUUUCAACUUGAAGCAUCCUCAGACCACUGAAGAUGUAAAGUCAGCGACACCUCACUAAGUGUGCAGGUCACGAAAUCUAUUAAAAUUUUACCUGUUACAGGGAAGCCUGUAAUUUUUUGCAUCAGGUUCAUCUGAGUAAUUGGGGAUAUAUUUUACUGUUCUCAUUUGUAAAUGAAAUUAAUUGAUGGUUAGAAGAGUUUGUGCCCUUCUUUUUUACCCCUUAUUCUUUGUUUGCAGUCAAGAAACAUGUUGAGC